Molecule: messenger RNA, 1268 nt
Organism: Hydractinia symbiolongicarpus
Lineage: Eukaryota; Metazoa; Cnidaria; Hydrozoa; Anthoathecata; Hydractiniidae
Product: mesoderm-specific transcript protein-like
Exons: 1
Coding region: 147-1253 (368 amino acids)
Molecular function (GO): catalytic activity
Source: RefSeq, a predicted model, not a curated record
GCGAGGGAGAGCAAAUAAUAUUUUUUAUGUGCAGCACCUCUACGUUUUAUUUAACUUUUUUUCUUAUUAUUAGUGUAACAAGAAAACGAGUUUUUGUACACACCAUUACAGAGGAUUAACUUGCGAUUGUUUGGUGUCUACGAGUAAUGGAGGGUACAAGGAAACGACGAUCACACGCUGGGCGUGAUAAGAAAAAAGUCUCAUUUGCUAUCCCUGACGAUUCAUCGGCGCACCACCCGCUUAUCGGUUCUCUAGUUCAACACAAGUUUUAUAUCUUCGGAGUAAUUUGCUCAAUUUUAAUUUUAACUUUUAUGUUAUGGCCAGCACCUAGACUGUCGAAACACGCCCAGCACUGGCAUGAUAGUGGGUUUAUACUAAAACACGGACAGUACAGUGUAUUUUACCAAGAUAUAUUUCGUAUAAGCACGGAAGAAGCAGAUUUACAACCAGUUGCGCUGAUUUUGCAUGGUUUUCCAACAAGUAGUUAUGAUUGGAAGAAGCUAGUAAAUCAGCUUCAUGCUAGAUUUGCACGAAUUAUUAUCCCUGAUAUGCUUGGUUUUGGUUUCAGCGACAAGCCUUUAAAAUACAAGUAUUCGAUAAAAGACCAAGCAACCAUUCAAGAAAAAUUACUGGAGAAGCUGAACGUUACUGAUGUUCAUAUCCUGGCUCAUGAUUAUGGAGAUACUGUAGCUCAAGAGUUACUUGCUAGGGCUAGUAAUGCUGAAUAUAAACUUCGUAUUAAAAGUAUCUGCUUGACCAAUGGUGGCAUCAUUCCGUCCCAGCAUCAUCCAAGACCAAUUCAAAAAGUUCUAAUGACGCCUUUUUUAAGCACCAUCCUUUCCAUGCUAAGCAAUCGAGUUAUUUUUAAUUCUAGAUUCCGCGCCAUUUUUGGCCCCCACACACAGCCAUCGACGCAAGAUUUGAACGAUUUUUGGGCUAUCGUGCGUCACAAUGAAGGGGAUAUGGCGUUCUCGCAAAUACUUCAAUAUAUACCCGAGCGAUAUGCGAAUGAACAGCGAUGGGUGGGCGCAUUGAAAAGCACAGGGAUACCAUUGCAUCUGAUUUAUGGUGCGUUGGAUCCGGUAAAUACUCCAGAUGGAUUUUUUCGUGAAUAUAAAAAGUUAAUACCGCAUUCUAGUUACACCAUACUGGAGACUGUCGGCCAUUACCCUCAACUUGAAGAUGAAGCUGGCUUCAUGAAAUCUUAUAAUGAGUUUUUAAACAGGGUUGAGAAAACAUUUUAUACUUUGUAAUAGCAUGUCAAUAAA